Molecule: messenger RNA, 2819 nt
Organism: Athalia rosae (coleseed sawfly)
Lineage: Eukaryota; Metazoa; Arthropoda; Insecta; Hymenoptera; Athaliidae
Gene: Edem1
Product: ER degradation-enhancing alpha-mannosidase-like protein 2
Exons: 1
Coding region: 217-2250 (677 amino acids)
Biological process (GO): endoplasmic reticulum mannose trimming; mannose trimming involved in glycoprotein ERAD pathway; carbohydrate metabolic process
Cellular component (GO): membrane; endoplasmic reticulum
Molecular function (GO): calcium ion binding; mannosyl-oligosaccharide 1,2-alpha-mannosidase activity
Source: RefSeq, a predicted model, not a curated record
CGUCGGCUGCACAGUGAAAACGUUACUGCUGUCAAAGUUGCUGUCAGAAACAUAAUAAUCUGUGUAAUAGAUCAGUUAAACCCCAGUUAUGCAGUGAAUUUUAUGAAGAACAUGAGAAAAUUGUGGAUCUUCUACGUUGAUAAAUACAUCAAAAUUUAUCUCGAUUCACAUUUCAAAAUCUUAAGAUAAUUAUCUGCUGAUACGAGAGGUUAAAAAAUGCUCCUCCAUAAACAAUUAUUCUUCCUGACAACUUUUGUGAUAAUAUCAACUGAAGGGGUCAGGAACUAUGACCGUAAUGAGCUCCUCACCCUUCGCGAAGAAGUACGAACAAUGUUUGACCAUGCAUAUUCAAGUUACCUGAAAUAUGCGUACCCUUACGAUGAACUACGUUCGCUUAGCUGUGAUGGCUUUGACACAUGGGGAAGCUACUCAUUGACAUUGAUCGAUGCUUUGGACACACUCGUAGUGAUGGGUAACUACUCAGAAUUCAAAAGAGUUGUAGAAAUCCUCAACGCCAGAUCAGAUUUUGAGGAAAACAUAAAUGUUUCUGUGUUUGAGACUAAUAUUAGAGUUGUUGGAGGCCUUCUGAGUGCUCAUAUAUUGUCCCACAAAGCUGGUAUAGACUUGGAGCCUGGGUGGCCCUGUAAUGGUCCAUUGCUUCGACUAGCUGAAGAUUUAGUUAAGAGAUUAAUACCUGCCUUUGAUACUCCUACCGGGAUGCCAUAUGGGACUGUAAACCUAAAAUAUGGAGUUCCAGAUGGAGAGACUAGCAUUACUUGUACCGCUGGUAUUGGAACAUUUAUCUUAGAAUUUGGAACGCUCUCUCGACUUACAGGGAAUCCACUUUAUGAAGAAGUAGCAUUAAAUGCCAUGAAAGCUUUACAUCAUCACAGAUCAAAGAUAGGGCUGCUGGGUAAUCACAUCGAUGUUCUAACGGGUCAUUGGACUGCACAAGAUUCAGGUAUUGGUGCAGGUAUAGACUCAUAUUUCGAAUACUUGGCAAAGGGUGCAUUACUGCUACAGGACCCCUUAAUGGUCGCGAUGUUUAAUGAACAUAAAGCAGCUAUCGAAAAAUACAUAAAAAAAGAAGACUGGCACUUGUGGGUUUCGAUGUCAAAGGGCCAGGUUACUCUACCUGUAUUUCAAUCCUUGGAUGCUUAUUGGCCUGGAGUUCUCAGCUUCUUUGGAGAUGUAAGCAAUGCCAUGAAGUCUUUGCACAACUAUCACCAGGUCUGGAAGCAGUUUGGAUUCACACCAGAGUUUUAUAAUAUUCCACAAGCAGAUGCUGGGACAAAUCGAGAGGGUUAUCCCUUGAGACCAGAGCUCAUUGAAUCGGUCAUGUAUCUCUACAGAGCAACUGGAGACCCUUAUUUGAUAGAAGUCGGGGUGGAUAUUCUCAGGAGUUUGCAGCACAGUGCAAAAACUAGCUGUGGGUAUGCUACGAUAAAUGACGUCCGGGACCACCGAAAGGCUGAUAGAAUGGAGUCGUUCUUCCUUGCGGAAACGACAAAAUACUUGUAUCUCCUUUUUGAUCCUGAUAACUUCAUUCAUAACAACGGGCAGCAAGGCACUGUAAUAAAAACGCAAUGGGGUCAAUGCGUAAUAGAUGCAGGCGGUUACAUAUUCAAUACAGAAGCUCACCCAAUAGAUGCUGGGUCUCUACACUGCUGCCGAAAGAUUGACGGAAUAUUUCCGAGCAAGAAAUUACUGCUGAAAAAGUUUAUUGUUGCUAAUAACGAGAAUGACGUCCUAAACACAUCAAACGAAUUGAGAUCAUUGGAUAAUAAUGCAGUUGAAAUAAUAAAAUUAUCACAAAUCAAACUGGAUUUGGAAGAACCCUCCCUCAUUAAAAAUAAUGAAAUUGAUAUCAAAGAUGUAGAGAAUGAGGCAUUGAAUUCCAAGAAUCUCAGUAAAAAUAUUACUCGACCAGAACUACCAAAGAUCGAAGUCGUGGCUCCACCAAACACGAUAUAUAAAGCUGAUGAUAGCGAUACUAUGGAGAUAUUUGAUGUACCUGCGGGAGUAAAUGGAGAAUAUCCUUCGGUUCCAGAGGAAAAUAACGAUACUCAAUCGGUGCAUAAGGCACAGUUCUCAAAAAGAUCAAAACUUGAGCCUCAGGUAAUGCUGGAAAAUAUUAGAAAAGGAAAUAUGUAUCCUAUGAACGCUUCUAUGAAGAUUGACUAUCAGUUAUUGUCUUGCCAGUCCCAACCAUUUCUCCAACGGAUAUCAAUUAUGGGUGAAUUUUUUUGACCAAAAAUUUUAAGGCAUUGAUAUUCAUCAAUCCAAUCGUUUGUUAUCUAAUUUCAUAUUCGCUAAUAUAUAAACAUAAAUGUAUAUUUGUUUAAGAUGAAGUGAAAGACCGACGAUUUCUAAAAUCCUUAUGUAUAUAUAUUAUAUGUCGUUUAUAAGUCACACAUACAAAUGUAUAAUAUAAGUAUUGUACAAACAAAUACAUAUUUAUAAUAACAAAAUAUAAAUUCACUUAUUGAUAUAUUGUACACGUCUCUCAUUCGCACAUAUUAUAAAAUUAAUUAAUCAAUCAAUCAAUCAACUGAUUAAUAGAAUUAAAAAAAAGUUUCCUCAACAAUAAUUCGCAAAUUAAAUACAAAAAUUACAUCUACAAAUGUAUAUAGUCUCUGUUCAUGUUAAUAAUACGUCGCUCUGUAUUUAUUGUGUAAAGUUUGUUCGUUUUUCGUUAUUCAUCAUAGAUCUAUACGUAUAGGUAAUAUGAUAUUUCGUACAGUAAAUCUCAUAUUUGCACAAGAAAUAAAUAUACGGGAUUCGUGCAAAUAUUCGAAAACUAUGAGAAUCUAAUUUCG